This is a messenger RNA of Manacus vitellinus (golden-collared manakin), 1058 nucleotides long. RefSeq names its product ubiquitin specific peptidase 2 (gene USP2). Gene Ontology annotation, molecular function: cysteine-type deubiquitinase activity. NCBI's taxonomy places the organism in Eukaryota, Metazoa, Chordata, Aves, Passeriformes, Pipridae. Gene Ontology annotation, cellular component: cytoplasm. Bases 216 to 1058 code for a protein of 280 amino acids. The record is from RefSeq and is a predicted model, not a curated record. The transcript is spliced from 8 exons. Gene Ontology annotation, biological process: protein deubiquitination.
GAGCUGGGGGUGCCCUGUCCCCUCCAAAGGGCUCUGCUGCUGCCCAUCUCCACAUCUCCCCUCUCUGGGACCAGGGGAAGAUCCCAAAGGAGGCAGGAUCAGCCCCGUGGGCAUCACCUCAUGCCUGGAUGUUCGUCCUCCUGACCAGCCCUCGGCCGCCCACCCCACACGCAGUCGAUGCCUCCAGGAGAGCCCUCUGAGCCCCAGCCUGCAGCAUGUCCCAGCUCUCCUCCACCCUGAAGCGCUACGUGGACUCCUCCCGCUACACUGAGACCACCUACAGCAAAGUGCCCGGCGGGUACAGCUCCUACAGCUCCUAUGGAUCCACCCUGUCCUAUGCAGACAGCGACAAAAUCGGCUUCAAAGCCAGCUACCUGGGCUCCCCCCGGUCUGCUCCAUGGGGGUGUCUGCGGCACCAUGUCUGUGGCAUGGCCAGUGCAGCACCAUCUCAGCCUUCUUCCCUCUCUCUGCAGAGCUCCAAGGCGGUGCAGGGGCUGACUGGGCUGCGGAACCUCGGCAAUACGUGCUUCAUGAACUCCAUCCUGCAGUGCCUGAGCAACACCAAGGAGCUGCGGGAUUACUGCCUGCAGAACCAGUACCUGCGGGACCUCAACAACAACAGCCGCAUGCGCACGGCGCUCAUGUCAGAGUUUGCAAAACUGAUCCAGCUGCUCUGGACCUCGUCCCCCAACGAAAGCGUGAGCCCCUCCGAGUUCAAGACGCAGAUCCAGAGAUACGCCCCCCGCUUCGUCGGCUACAACCAGCAGGAUGCCCAGGAAUUCCUGCGGUUCCUCCUGGAUGGGUUACACAGCGAGGUGAACCGUGUGCUGGUGCGGCCCCGGGCCAGCACGGACACCCUGGACCACCUCCCUGACGACGAGAAGAGCCGGCAGAUGUGGAGGAGGUACCAGGAGAGGGAGGACAGCCGCAUCAGCGACCUCUUCGUUGGGCAGCUGAAGAGUUCGCUGACCUGCAGCGAGUGUGGCUACUGCUCCACCGCCUUCGACCCCUUCUGGGACCUGUCCCUGCCCAUCCCCAAGGUGAGGCACCCCCAGUGA